AUGGAGCUCCUCUACCAAACUCACUCCCCCUACGCCCGCAAGGUGCUAGUCUUCGCACACGAAGUCGGCCUCGCCCCGUCCCUCAAAGUCAUUCACCACGAAACCAGUCCCUUAUGGCGAAACCAAGACGUAUAUGCUCAAAAUCCCCUUGGCAAAGUCCCUGUAUUGAUCCGACCUGAUCUACCCGCCAUCUUCGACUCCGAUGUAAUUUGCGCAUACCUGGACACUUUACACUCUGGGAGACGGCUUAUUCCUGUCGGUGGCGAAAGUCGUUGGCAAGCAUUGCGCAUUCAAUCUGUGGCACAGGGACUAGCGGACAUUGGCAUUGCGGUUCGUUGGGAGACGGCGAGGCGGCCAGAACCUUUGCGUUACCCAGAUCUUUGCAGCGGGUUGAUUCAAAAGUUGACUGAGAGCUACGACUGGUUGGAGAAAGAACUUGAUGUUGAUACGCCGAUCCAUGUUGGACAUAUUGCGCUCGCAACUGCUUUGAGCUGGUUGGAGUUUCGGGAUUUGCCUAGUUUCAGAGGUAGACCAAGACUUGGAGCUUGGUUUGAAGCGUUUCAGAAGCGGCCAAGUAUGUUGGCUACCCCGUUAUUGGGCGAUACUAAGGAUGAGAAAGACUAA
Messenger RNA from Pochonia chlamydosporia 170, 624 nucleotides. RefSeq names its product glutathione S-transferase. NCBI's taxonomy places the organism in Eukaryota, Fungi, Ascomycota, Sordariomycetes, Hypocreales, Clavicipitaceae. Gene Ontology annotation, cellular component: cytoplasm. The record is from RefSeq and is a predicted model, not a curated record. Bases 1 to 624 code for a protein of 207 amino acids. The transcript has a single exon.